UAUGCAGAUUAACGAAUGAUUACAAGUAGUUAUCAGGAAUAAUCAAUAAAUUUAUUAUCGAACUUUUUUCGUUUAUUGUCUCGACUGCACUACCGUAAAAUUCAUAUUUACAGCUACUAGAUUGCGACAGUAUAAAAUAUUCUUAACAUUUACGCUACGGGGAGCCACUUAACCUCUUCGGUACGAACACGGUACAAGUUUCGACUAUAGUCGACAUCUCUGCAUAUUCAUGGACGAGCAUCGACGUGGCGUCGAUUAAAGUUAACAAUAACAAUAACAAUAUGCACACGUUCAUUGCUCGUAGUCGUCAAGUAAUAUUUAUUACUUAUUAGUGAGACUAUCACGGGCUCUGCUCGGACCAGCGUCAUAUCGGAGAGGUAAACAACGUAUAUGGUCAUUAAAUAUAUUAAGGGCGAAUUCAUAUGACAAUCAAGUUCAUCCGCCAGCGUUACAGGAGUAUUUCGUUUUAGUAGAAAUACACGCAAAUAAAAUUUCCUCUCUGGUUCUAGUAACGUUACAAUAUACUGUAAAAAAUGCUGGAAAUAACAUGUAAUGAUCGUCUUGGUAAAAAAGUUAGGGUUAAAUGCAAUCCAGAUGAUACAAUAGGGGAUUUAAAAAAAUUAAUAGCAGCCCAAACUGGAACUCAUUGGGAAAAAAUAGUUUUAAAAAAGUGGUAUACUAUAUUUAAGGAUCACAUAAAAUUACAAGAUUAUGAAAUUCACGAUGGCAUGAAUUUAGAACUGUAUUAUCAAUAAUUAAUAAUUAAUAUUAUAUAAGUUAAUGUUAUGUAUAUAUAUGAUAACAGUAAUAGUAAAUUUUAUAUUUAAGCA
Bombus pascuorum is the source of this 830-nucleotide messenger RNA. RefSeq names its product ubiquitin-like protein 5 (gene ubl). Lineage: Eukaryota; Metazoa; Arthropoda; Insecta; Hymenoptera; Apidae. Gene Ontology annotation, molecular function: protein binding; protein tag activity. Gene Ontology annotation, cellular component: cytoplasm; nucleus. Bases 534 to 755 code for a protein of 73 amino acids. The record is from RefSeq and is a predicted model, not a curated record. The transcript is spliced from 3 exons. Gene Ontology annotation, biological process: protein modification process; mRNA splicing, via spliceosome.